CUAGAGAGUCUUGUGACUAGUGGGUGCUCUACAUUUGCCCCAUCGCAUCGCUCUCGCCGUGAGGACAGACACGUAGUAAAUCCAUGGUGGCAUCGUUGCACUUGCACAUCAGAAGAAUCGUCUUUAGGAACGCACAUCCCAGACUUCACUCAACACUCACUAAACCCCAGCUCAAGGCCCUCGUUCUCGACCACUACUCCCAUGGCAAGUUCGCCAACCUUAUCCAAAACGUUGUCGCGUCGCCCCCCGUCCUCCUCACUGCAUGCCAAAACCUCUCCCCCUCCUUUCCCCCCCCGGACCGCUUCAGCAUCCCGGCCACGUGCCUUGAGCUCCUCGAAAACCGCUUCGACGUGGCAUCAUGCUGCCUCCCACUAACUCCCUCUUUCGUUUUGCCCAACUUGAAGCUCAAGGUCGUCAUUGAGGCCAUUCGAAUGGUUAUGGAAAUCGUCUACGACGACCGCUUCGUCACCUUUUGCUACGGUGGCCGCGUCGGAAUGGGACGACACACAGCCAUAAGGUACUUAAAAAACUCCCUCGAGAACCCUACUUGGUGGUUCACCGUCAGGUUCAAGCCUCACAGGUUUCAACAUUUCCAUGUCGAGAAGCUCUGUUCUGUUAUUGAACGCAAAGUCAACGAUUCCGUUUUCAUUGAUUUGAUAAAGAGGUUGUUUCAAUGUAAGGCUUUGGUCAUUGAAUUGGGUGCGGAUUGGUUAGGAAGGGGACUUCCUCAGGAAUGUGGCUUGUGCUCCAUUUUGAUCAAUGUUUAUUUUGAUGCCUUUGAUAAAGAGAUUCAAGAGAUGCGUCUUCGGGAGAAUCGAGAGAACCGGGAAUUGGAUCCGAAGAUUAUUGCUUCGGGUUUGUAUUCUGAUGUGUUUUACAAGCCGGUGAAGGUGUAUGCGGUGAGGUACUUGGAUGAGAUACUCCUUGCCACAUCAGGGUCCAAGAUGUUGGCCUUGGAGUUGAGGACGGGGGUUGUCAAGACUUUGGAACUUGGAUUGGGUUUGCGUGUUGAUAAGGUGAAUACCGCGAUUCAUAGCGCGGUGUCGGAGAAGAUUGAGUUUCUUGGGAUGGAAUUGCAGGCUGUUCUGCCUUCCAUUUUGCGCCCGCCAAUGUCGGAGAAAGCAAUCAGGGCACGGAAGAAGUACCUCAGGCAGAAGGAAGUCAGGGCUCUUGAAUUGAGAAAUGCUAGAGCAAGGAACAGAAGGAAACUGGGGUUGAAGAUAUUUAGUCAUGUUUAUAAAAAGAUCAAGCAAAGUGACGGGUUUAAAUUUGACUUUAGUAUUGAAAACCAGGUCCGAGAAAUUUUUAGAUCUUGGGCUGAUGAAGUAGUGCAAGAGUUCUUGGGGAAUAUAGAUGAGUGUCAAGAAUGGCAUCGAAGUCUAUCAGCUGGCGAUUUCCUACAGUUGAGACACAUUAGAAAUCAAUUACCACCUGAGCUUGUUGAUGCUUAUGAUAAGUUCCAAGAGCAGGUAGAUCAACAUUUGAAUCCUAUAAAAGCUAGGAAGGCGAUAGAGGAAGAAGAAAGAAGAGUAAAGGAAGAAGAGGAACAAAAUUAUUCAAAAGGAACAGUUGAGGAUUUGACAAAGCUCUGUAUGAAAGUUGAGGCACCAGAAAUACUCAUAAGAAAGGCUGUGAAGUUGGUUGGGUUUACAAAUCAUAUGGGUCGUCCACGACCAAUUGAAUUUCUUGUUGCACUUGAGGAUGCCGAUAUUAUCAAGUGGUAUGCUGGCAUAGCAAGAAGGUGGCUUGAUUAUUUCUGCUGUUGCCACAACUUCAAGACAGUCAAAACUAUUGUAACUUAUCAUUUAAGGUUCUCCUGUAUCUUGACAUUAGCAGAGAAGCAUGAAUCCACCAAGCGUGAAGUGAUAAAGCAUUUCAGCAAAGAUUUGAGAGUCUAUGAUAUGAAUGGAAAUCAUGAAGUGCAUUUUCCUACAGAAAGAGAGGUUAAGAUGAUGGGAGAUAGAAAUCUUUCUGAUCCAAAACCAGUAGAUGGGGCUUUAUCUUUGGCUGUAGUAAGGUUGGCAUCUGAUGAGCCUCCAUGUCAUUGCAUUGCCCAUUUCUGUGACAAGACAACUACUGUCUUUUAUCGGGUCCAUUUGCUGCAAAACAGAUUGAAUGUCAGCCCAUUGGACAAAGAAAAAUGGGUACAAGGGAUGGGUGUAAUUCAUGAAAGCCUAAACCGUAAGUGCCUCCCUCUCUGUACUGAUCAUGUAAAUGAUUUGUACAUGGGGAGAAUCACACUUCAAGACAUUGACUGUUCUUAUUGUGUGGAUGUGGACUGACUUUGCUGCUAAAACAUUUUUACUGUGGUUGGCAUCAAUGAUGAGUCCUCUAUACUUUCAUGAAUUUAAAAAACUAUGGCAUGCUUUCUGUUUGUCCUUUGGUUAUUCUGAUUCAAUUUAUUUAUCCCCUUCUAUGAUUACUGGUCGGAUUGAUAAGUGUGAAACUGAGAUUUUAGACUUAAUAGUGGUUUUGGCUUUUGUGUUUUUGGCUUGUGCUUAUGUUGUAAGCAGUUCUUGUGGUUGUGAAUUGGUUUUAGCAUGUGUUUGGAGGAGACAGGGUCGGUCAUAGGCGUUGCAGCUGGACUGGCUAGGAACAUUGUGACAGGAAUGGUGGAAGGAACUGUAAUGAUGGUUGGUGCAUCUGAAGGUGCGAUGAGUGGUGUAGGAUUUGUGGGGAAAAUUGAGGUUGGUGAGUUAUUUGUGUAUUGUAGAAUUAUUCGGGUUAGGCACUUCACUGCCCAGGUAAUUUGACAUUUGUAUCUUAUGUUCUAAUGGAUUUUCAAGAUUUAUCCAAUAGGCUUGUUACCCCAUUCCCACAAAGUAAUAAAAUAUUUAGCUGCUUUUCUUUGUAUAUGGCUGGCUGAUUAUCAUGUUAGUAAAUAUUUGUUCUAAUGGCUUUUCAAGAUUUAUCCAAUAGGCUAGUUACCCCAUUCCCACAAAGUAAUAAAAUAUUUAGCUGUUUUACUUUGUAUAUGACUGAUUAUCAUGUUAGUAAAUAUUUGUUGUGUCUCAAGUAAGGGCCAAGUACUGAUUUUGCAUUUUAAAGUAUUUCAAGGAUUUGAAUAAGAACUAAGAUGAUAUCUUAACUGCAUUGUGAACGAUUCUGAUAUCCUCUGUAAAAGAUACUACCCAGAUCCAAUCACUUUCUGAAUUCUGAUAACAUUCCUUUUAUUAUAUUGUAAAUGGUUUCGUAAUUCCUUCCUCACUCCUCAGCUUAAUUACUGCAACUCCUUUUUAAGCAUCCGCCUAACACAUUAAGCUUUCAGGUUGAUUUUGUUUUUUAAUGAGAUAUUAGAUCCUCUAUGACCAAUGAUCAGAAAUUUCAUCAUCGCUCUGCCAUUUUGGUUCAAGUUUCUUUGUUUGUGAUAUUGAGGUUCCUGUUACACACAAGUUGUUUAACAUUGAAGUUAUGCACUCAAAUCCUUUUUAGCUUGAUGUUGACAAAUGACGAAUUGAUACGAUAUAUGAACCUGAGUUGCCUGUUGGCCCAAAUGAGGCUAUGGGCCUAAUAGUGAAUGAAGGACCAAGGGAGCAAAGCGGGCCAAAUGCAUCCAGACCUCGACAUAUCAAUGCUACCUCAAUAUGGAUGAAAGAUUAUGCAGCUAUUCUCUGCCACAUAGGAAUAUUUUCCUUAGCAUAUUCUAGAAUAAUAGUUUGUUACUAAAUUCCUUUUCUGUUAUGGAGUAGUGCCUGGAUAGUAGACACAUGUCCUUGAUUAGGCUGGUGGACAUUAUAUUUGUAAUAAUGAGAAAUGAAAUGAGGUAUCAAUGAAUUUACCCUGAAAAGUGUGCUCUGAACCUUCUCUCUUAAUUCUCUGGAGUUCCUCCUACUCUAAAGGAAAUUCCCCCUUGUCACAAAGCUCCAGGGAGAUAGAUUCUGAGAAGAUUCCACAUAUCAGAUAUAUUUGGAGACUCUCUUUUUUAUGGUUUUGUUACAUAUAUUUGUUGUGUUGAUUAUUAUUUACACGCAGGGUAUUUCUUUUGAGCUCAAUGAUGAGAUGGCUGCAGCCUGCCGAUGAUGAGGACAGAGAAAUGUUGCAGGUAUGAUAGCAACAUUUGCAUUUUUAAACAGGUUGGGAAACUUCGUCUGCUAAUAGCAACAUUCAUUGUGAGAUUUGUGAUAGCAUUUGUCAAAGGGCCGCUUCUCACUGUUGGCAUGUUGCUGCUCUUCCACUUCUUGUGUCAGGUGCUGCUAUAGCUGUCAUCAUAGGCAGGAUGACAUCUUGAGGUCUCUUGGACAGGCAUCCCCUGGCAUGAGUGUUUUGGCUGCAGGUUCUGCUGCAGCUUACAAAAUGUUGCAGGUCAGUACUUUGCUUCAAUAUUUGGGAUCAUAUUUUAGUCUU
Molecule: messenger RNA, 4344 nt
Organism: Glycine soja
Lineage: Eukaryota; Viridiplantae; Streptophyta; Magnoliopsida; Fabales; Fabaceae
Product: nuclear intron maturase 3, mitochondrial-like
Exons: 2
Coding region: 84-2282 (732 amino acids)
Biological process (GO): mRNA processing
Source: RefSeq, a predicted model, not a curated record